CGAUCACCAGGGCCAGCCUCCCGACUCACCCCGCAGAGUGACCGCAGGGUUAGCCGCCAGAGCUGCACACCGCCCCUGCUGGCUGGACCGGUGCCUGGGAGCGCUCUCUGCAGAGAUGACAGGAAAUUCGGAGCGCACAAGACUCCAUGCCAAGUCCAGGCAGGAGGGACACAUCUGGGGCUCCAUGAAGAGGACGGUGCUCAUCCUGGGCUCCGGGCUGCUGCUGUUUGUCGCCUUCUGGAACUCAGUCACAUGGCAUCUUCAGAGAUUUUGGGGUGCUUCCGGAUACUUUUGGCAGGCACAAUGGGAGAGGCUGCUGUCCGCAUUUGAAGGCACCGAGUGGUUCCUCUUCAUCAUGGGUGCUGCCCUCGUGCCUGGGCUGUGCUUCUGGGGCCUCAAUGCCUCUCUACUGGUGGUAGACACAACAGGAAAACCCGCCUUCAUCUCCCGAUACCGCAUCCAGCUUGGCAAGAAUGAACCGGUGGACCCCGUGAAGCUGUGCCAGUGUCUUCCCACAGUUCUCUUCAACCAGACCAUCAUCUCCAUACCCAUGCUGCUCCUCUCCUACCCCUUCUUCAAGUGGAGGGGAGAGCCCUGCGGCCGACAGCUUCCCACCUUCCACUGGUUCCUCGUGGAGCUGGCCGUCUUCACCCUUGUGGAGGAAGUCUUGUUCUACUACUCACACAGGCUGCUUCACCACCCAGCCCUGUACAAGAAGAUUCACAAGAAACAUCAUGAAUGGACUGCUCCCAUUGGCGUGAUCUCCACCUAUGCCCACCCUAUAGAGCACGUGGCCUCCAACAUGUUGCCGGUUAUGGCAGGUCCCUUAGUGAUGGGCUCUCAUUUAUCCUCCAUCACGGUGUGGCUGUCCUUGGCCCUCAUCAUCACUACCAUCUCCCACUGUGGUUACCACCUACCCUUCCUGCCUUCGCCAGAGUUCCAUGACUACCACCACCUCAAGUUCAACCAGUGCUAUGGAGUGCUGGGGGUGCUGGACCACCUGCACGGGACGGACACAAUGUUUAAGCAGACCAAGGCCUACGAAAGACACGUCCUCCUGCUGGGCUUCACCCCACUCUCUGAGAGCAUCCCUGACCCUCCAAAGAAGAUGGAUUGAGAGGGCACUCACGCCGUCCAGGCUACCCUUUUAAAAGGGGAUGUGGCCUGGUGCAGUGGCGCAUGCCUUUAAUCCCAGCACUUGGGAGGCAGACGCAGGUGAUCUCUGUGCAUUCAAGGUCUACAUAGUGAGUUCCAGGACAGCUGGGGCUACAGGGAGACCCUGUCUCAAAAAGACCAAAAUAAAUAAAUAAAUAAUAAAUAAAUAAAUGGGAAUGUGGCAACUGUCAUGGCCGUGUCUGGCCACACACUCUAAGGAUUGUAGCAUUAGGGUACAGGGAAAGCCAGUGUCUUGUCAGACCAAGGCCAGGGGAGAUCUGCCCCCCUCCACCCCCACCAACUGCCUUUAUCCUUUUGUGGGACCCAGAGUUGGCUUAAGACACAGGAAGAGCUAGGUGCCCAGGCUGAGGCCAGCCCUGUGAAUCCUGCCCCCCACCCCAUCCCCUCUACCCUACAGAGCUCUUGUGCAGGAUGGACAGUGAGAGCUGGCAGUGGGUCUGGAGGCUUCACAGCUCCGGGUGUAAUGGCUUUUUCCUGGCCUAAGCUAAGACACCCCAGCAAUCUCAGACCUCAGGCACCGACAUGCCAGAGGCGUCUCCCAUGUCCCACCUUCAUAUGAAGUCCAGUCCACUUAUCCCAUCCACAGACACAAGUCCUCCACAGACACACAGCUCAACAUGAGGCACACCCCAACCACGGUGCCUCAGUCUGUGUGCUGAGGAUUGCUCACCUGGGGGAGGACAAGUCACUGCCGGGAUUGGCAGCCCUACUUGGCCGUUCUGAACCCAAACCAGAGGCUUCUUCCUCAAACGAAGAGCCACAGAAGACACGACCAAAAAGCAAAGCAGCUACAACAGGCCGCAACAGUGAGAACAGGACGCAACAGCUCCAACAGGCUGCAACAGUGAGCUCUUCCCAGGAUCCUCAGCCUCUAAGUCAGAGCCAAAGCUGCCUGGACGGGAGCAAACCCCACCCUAGCCUCCCCUGGGCUCCCAGGAACCACCAGGAGACCACGCUUUGAUCUGGAAGGCUGCCAUUACCACGUGCUAAGUUGUACAGUUGUGCUGUCUUUGCAUUUUCAGUUCACGUUCAGGCAAGAAAAUUCCCGCUGUGACUUUUAUAAAACACCUACACACAGCUGGGUACAGUGGUGUGCACUACAACCCCAGCUGCCCAGGGGUCUGCAGCAGGAAGAUUACCUCAGCCCAUGUCAGAGCCAGCCUGGGCAACAUAGAAAGACCAUCUUAAAAACACAACAAAGCUUCAACAGUCGGCAUUGAGCUCUUUAGACACAACUGUGGGAAAGGAUUCCUGCCUAUGAACAGGCGCCAGAAGACCGGCCUAGCAAGCAACUGGGCACCUAGCAAGCAAGCAGGCAGCACUCUCCUGGCUUCCACAACCCCACCCUCAUCUGGCCCAGGUGGCCUGCAGCCAUUCCCCUCCUACAAAUGAGUGUCUGAGAAAAGCCCACCUUCAGUGUACGUAGGAGACAGGGACGAGGACAGAGCACCUCCCCCUGCGGGCUUUGCACACCAUGGUGCUGUUGGGGCCUCUGGACAGGACACCCUGCUCUAGCUUCUCUGGCAUCCCCCACAAUGGCUGUCAAGUUGAUGAGUAAGGCUGAGGGUCUGAACUUCCCCACAAACAGGAGAGAGGCAUGUAAAUAAAGUCUCCAUUCAACUCCAAUCCAUCCUGUCAUCCGGGAGCUAAGGCUGUUCAGCUGCAGAGCCAGUGGCCUUCACAAUCCUAGUAAUGGAUGAGGGUGAGCGAGGAGGACUGACUGACCUGGUGGUCUGCAGAAUGGAGGCCACUUGGAGCUGAGUGGCUGCCCACCUGAAGGCCAUCAGCUAGCGAGUGUCAGGUGGAAAACCGUUCAGACCACAGCUGCAGUUCUAUAACUGCCGCGGUGGAGGCUCAGAGGGCUGGGCCUGCUGUGAGAGGAGGGUCAAGCCUUCUUCUUGCAAAUGCCACACCCCAGCUGGGGAAUGGAAAGUGAGACCAUAGUGGGCAGGACCCCACAACCCCACCUGCUAGGGUGGUGCCAUUUGUGGUUCCCAAACACAGAAGGUGAAAGUAGGUUUGAGGUACCUACAAGCACCAGCAGUCAGAGGGAGCCCUGCCUUGGGCAGACUCUCUCAAGAGCCCAUAGCUGCCUCUUCUGAGCACCCCUGGGUGCAUGCUGAGUGUGAGCUCCUCCAUCUGGGCCCCUCUCACACCCAACAGUGGUGUCCCAGACGGGAGAGCAACCAGGGUUUUGUCUUUUCACAUUUUUAUUUUUAUACAUUUUUUUGUAUUAAAAAGAAAAGCAUAAUUACCACAAAUUACAAAGGACUAGGAGGCCUAGAGCACUGGGAACCACUUCAGCCUGGAACGCAGAUUCUCAAUAUUAAUGUUAUGACACAAGCUCAUUCAAGUAUCUUACAUUUCUUUGUCCUGUUGAAUGUGAUUUCCUAGCACAUGGAAAGAACAUGUACUACAAGCAGAAGGUGGACCCUUCUCUGCAAAGCUGAUGACUUUCCUCUCCAGUGAGAAACCAGCUGGGAGUUCUCUUCUGCCUCUGCCAUCACCGUGGCCGGAGGGGGGGGGGGCGGGGGAGACCCCCGGGGGGGGCCCUUUGAUACGACAGGUACUUUGGGGCUCCCAUCCAGGGGGGCCAGGUGAUCCAGACCACUCUACCCAAGCCUUUGGCAACCUUCCCUUUGCCUUACCCUUGUCAUUAUGCUCUCUGCCCCCCUCCCAACCUGCAGGCCUCCGGAACAACUUACUUUUAUAAAUCAGUCAUCAGAAGCGUGCGGGGGGGGGGGGGGCACCUACAAACAAAAACAUGUAACUCGGACUUGGGGCUCAGCACCUGUGAGCCUUGGGUCCAGGCUGGAAUGGGUCAGGCAGCCUCUUCUGGUAGCACAUUUGUGCCCAGGCUCAGAGGGUGGAAAGACGAUCCACCCCUCACCAGGACCCAGGUGCACGGACCAAGCCAGCACAGGCGGAGGAUGAAGGCGGUUCAGCAGGCUGUCACUGUCUCAGGUCUUCAAUCCCACGGGAAGAUGGUGGGUGGGGAAGUGGCUGCCCUGGUGGCCCCUGCCCCUCCUGGCAUACUUGUCACAGAUACAUCGGUCCUAAAUUCAAGUGUCUUCAGAAAGUGAAGAUGUAAACUACUCUUUGCAACAUUAACUCCUAACAUGUUACAAAAAAAAGGUGGGGGACCACCCUCCCCCAGCUCCUCAGCCUGUGUUGAGAUGAUACCCUUUCCUGCCCCAAAGGGGUUCCCUCCCAACCUCCCUCAAGGGGGUCUGAGAGGGUCAGAGAUGACGGCAGCCCUAGCCUGGAUAGUCUAGUCAGGAACCACCCUUCUCCCCACAUUGGGCCCGCAGGUUGUGAGGUUCUGUGGUGCUGGAUACAGUAUGGGGCUGAGUGAGCAAACGGGGAAGGAAGGGAAGGAGACCAGAGCCCAGGAAUCGGUGCACCACGGGGCAGCACCAGACUCAGGCAGGGGAAGGCCUCAGAUCCUGUCAGCAGACCCUGCUCCUGUAUGGUUUGAGACCACUGGGUCAGAGGAACAAACACUGGCUUCCCAUGUACUAAACACCAGGUCAGAAUGGGGCAG
This is a messenger RNA of Nannospalax galili (Upper Galilee mountains blind mole rat), 4720 nucleotides long. It is a transcript of the gene Faxdc2, whose product is annotated as fatty acid hydroxylase domain containing 2. The record is from RefSeq and is a predicted model, not a curated record. Gene Ontology annotation, biological process: sterol biosynthetic process. NCBI's taxonomy places the organism in Eukaryota, Metazoa, Chordata, Mammalia, Rodentia, Spalacidae. Bases 116 to 1117 code for a protein of 333 amino acids. Gene Ontology annotation, molecular function: iron ion binding; C-4 methylsterol oxidase activity. The transcript has 9 exons.